Molecule: messenger RNA, 1248 nt
Organism: Stylonychia lemnae
Lineage: Eukaryota; Ciliophora; Spirotrichea; Sporadotrichida; Oxytrichidae
Source: the annotation of a GenBank genome assembly
AUGACAUCUUAAGCUUUCAGUUUAAUGUAAGUUUUUUGCUAAUCAAGUGAGGAAAAUAACUCAUUUCCUUAAGUUUUAACAUCUGAAUCAGGCCUAAUAGCUUUUACUUCUCUAAAUUUCAAGAAAGAUAACCAAGUAUUUCUGUUUUUAUCGCUUAAAAAGCUGUCAACCACUACUGAAAUGGCUAUAUAAUGGGCUCAAAGAAUGCUCUAUCAUAUUAGAAAUUUGAUAAUAUUGCAUGUCGGAAUUAAAGAUUUUGAAGAUGAUCUUGACAAAAACUCUUAUGAUAGAUUAAAGAGAUAACUAAAGGUACUAGACUCUAUGGUAAGCUGUAUUUUUGGGAACAGUGAUCCAUACGAACAAGAUAGAGUGCCAAUGAUGAUGAAACCAGAGUUAUUAUACAGCUCUUUGAGCGUUUCUUCUCAUCUAAAGAGAAAUGAAAAAAUAGUAGGAAUGCUGAAAAGUAUCUAGAAAUAAUUCAAAAUUGAACAUAUGGCUCUAUGGAUUGAUGAUAAAAUAUAUUCAUGUACCUAAGGAUGGAAUAAUAUUCAUGAGGCUGAUUUAUCGAUGCUAUUUCUUUACAAAAAAGUAUACUCAGACUCCGUGAUUUUUGAUAUUCCUCUAUAUUUGACUCAUACGAGUCUGCUAGAUGAUAUGUCGCAGAUCGGAAAAAUACCUUAUCGCUACGUAAUUUUUUAAUUAUCCGAACUUUUUAAGUUGACUAUUAUAUCUGAUCCUCUGCUCGAUAUCAAUGAUCUAAAUGAUUUCGUUAGAAGCUACAUUGAUAAGGAUAUGUCUUAGUAAUUGAUCCUAACUCAUAAGGCUGAGUCUCCAAUUGAACUCGAGACUCCCUAGGGCUGUGUCUAUUGGCAAUAUAUCUAGCAUAGAGAGCAUAAUUUAAGGUCCUUUGCUUAUAAAAAUUAAUAUGAAAAAUAUCAGCCAAUAGUCACUACUCUUACUCUAUAAAUGCCAAUAGUUAAAAACCAACUUGAAUAUUAGAAGCAACUUAGUUAGCAUCAGAUCAGUGUUGACUAAGUUAACUCAGAGGGUAUACUCUACCAAUAGUUCAUAUUUGUGGAGGAAAAUAAUAUGCAAUUUUUCAGAUUGAAAGAUAAAAAUGACAACGAACUAUAGAUGCUAUUUGAGAAGGAGUAGAUAGGUAACUUAGUUGUCAAGAAUUUCUACAAGAGAUUAAUAAAUGAAUUUGGAGAUAAUGAUCAACAGACUUAUGAUUAUAUUAUUUAAUGA